CAAAAUAAGGACAUCUUUUUUUAUCCAAAAAAAUUUUGAAAAUUAACGGUUAUCCAAAUAUAAACGGUUUUAUUUAUCGUCUGUUUUUGUCAAAAUGUCGUUAAUUUUUUUAAAAUUCAAAAAUAUAAAAAAUUAAAUAUAAUUUCUAUUUUCAUGGUCAAUUAAACACAAUAUAAUUUAUUAUUAGCAUAAAUAUCAUAAAAGCAAACGUAUAGCAUUAUUUAUAAAUGAACGGAUUAAAAAUUCAUUCUUCGCCAUUCAAUAAUUCUCCGCUGAUGAAUACGUCUGCAAAAUCCUUAUGCAAAAAAAGACUCUUUGGGCAAUGUGCUAGCAAUUCGGAUUUUAAAUCAGAAAUAUUCGUUAAAUUUCGUAAACUACAUGCUAAUCAAGCUUCCAAGUGGAAUUUCGAUUUUGUCGCUGAAAACCCUUUACCCGGACCUUAUCAGUGGCAAAGUUUUUCUGGCUUACAGUCAAAUAACUUUAAGUCUAAUAUUAAAGAUCACAAUUCACAUGAUGUCAUUACUAGGUUUAAAGAAUCACAAUCAUUGAAUGCUUAUACGGUUGCUGAGCAUUCGCAACAACGUCACAUUUCUUUUCCUAAAAUACCAGUAUUAGUCGCAUCCAAAACUUUAGAAAAUAUUCACUCUACCCAAAAUAUAUCGAAAGAAAUUUCGUCUAAUUCUCUCCUCGAUAUAGUUCAAAAUCCCUGCUUAAAUAUCGAUUGCAAAAUUUGCUCAAAAGUUGACCUGACUCCCACGAUAUAUCAAUCCAAAAUUAUAGAUUACUUUCCAGUGCAAAAAAGAACGAAAACCAGUUGUGGCCACACCAGCGAAAUACUUUGUUACAAGAGAAAAAUAUUAUAGCUAUUUUAUCGAUUUAAUAUGACUAAAGAGAACAUUUUCACGAAAUAACAAACAGAUGAACACUUCAUCUAAGAUGAAGGUUCUUCCUGGACCAUUUAUUGUUUACCUUUAGAUCUUUUCAAACGAUAUUAAUAGUCCUGCUUUAUAGCCAAAUCUAAAUCAUUAUUACAUUGCUCAUAGUAAAACAUUUCAUAUAAAUUAUUCAUUUUUUAAAAAAAUUCACGUUUUAUUUUUUUUUUGACAAAAUGACAACCCAUGAAAAAUUGCAAUAUCUAGUUUAAAGUUUUAUAUCAAAAAAUUCUUUCUUCAAUAUUAUACGAAUUUAUAAUGAAGGAUCUUACUUUUAGUAAAUAAUUUAUGAAUAUAUUUAUAUUAAUUUUAUAACAAAAUAACGGUUUAUAAAUUAACUCAUUUCAUCAGUUUUUUAUAGACUAAAUUAUGAUGUUGUAUUUAUCUAAAAGGCAUUUUUUUUUAAUUUUGUU
Molecule: messenger RNA, 1345 nt
Organism: Gordionus sp. m RMFG-2023
Lineage: Eukaryota; Metazoa; Nematomorpha; Gordioida; Chordodea; Parachordodidae
Exons: 2
Coding region: 228-863 (211 amino acids)
Biological process (GO): regulation of cell cycle
Cellular component (GO): nucleus
Molecular function (GO): cyclin-dependent protein serine/threonine kinase inhibitor activity
Source: RefSeq, a predicted model, not a curated record